AUGGAUGACAUGGCUGGUAUUUCCAAGGCGCUCCGUUGCGGCGUACGUGGCACGCCACGUGUGCGCUUGAGCAGCAGCGCGGCGCAUCUGAGUUACCGAGGGGUGGCGAUUCGGGAUUAUGUGCGCAUGGCGCGGGUCGUGAUGGACACAUACAGACUCGGCGAGAAAGGCGUGCGAUGUAAUGAUAUCCCCGGACCGUCUCAAACGUGGCUCGCUCCAUCUCAUUCACUCCUCCACCAAUCAGAUCGUGAUGGGCGACGACGACACCUUCUUCAGCCCGCGCGCCAUAGCAGCCUUCCUACGGCAGUACGACCACCGCGCACUGCUCUACUUAGGAUCCACCUCCGAGACGCACGCGCAGAACGUGGAGUUCAAUCGCGCCAUGGCGUAUGGCGGCGGGGGUUCGCCGUGUCCGCGGCGCUGGCGCGCGCAUUGAGCGAGGGAGAGGGCAUGGAUCCAUGCCUGGAGAGGCAUGCGGAGCUGCGGGGGAGCGACGAGCGCGUGGCUGCUUGUAUCAGCGAGCUGGGUGUGAGUGUCUUCCUAGCGUGGCUCGGUGGCUUCACCACAAUCCAACCGCUGCUCUCCUUCCGUGUGUCUUGCAUGCGUCGCCCUCUGAAACUUUCUCCUCUUUUCCCCACCUCCCGCCUCCAUUCCCUUCCCCACUUCCCCUUUAUUCCCCCCUCUUCCACACCCUUUCCCUUCCUUACCUUGAACCCACACCUCAAACGUGCUCCUUUGCAGGUUUCUCUAACUCCGGCACCCGGCUUCCACCAGUGCGACUUGCACCGCAAUCUCUUCGGGCUGCUCAUGUCACACCCCGCACAGCCGCUCCUCUCCCUCCACCACUUUGACACAUUGGACCCGAUUCUGCAACCCAUUGGCAUUAAAGACCGCGCGCAGGGGCUUGCCAUGCUGGCACAACGGAUAAGGCCCGACCCAGUCGGGUUUGCACAGCUGGCAGUGUGUGGGGACGGCGCCAAAUGGACAGCAGCCAUCUCGUGGGGGUUCGCCAUCAAGAUCUACCCCGGGGUGCGGCAGCUGUCGGAGUUGGAGCGGGCAGAGCGCACGUUUAAGUCGUACCGGUGGAACAAGCGUGCCCACGCGUUCACCCUUGACACGCGCCGCCGGGAGCCCGAUGCGCCUGCGUACAAGCCAUGUGCGCUGCCUUUCACACUGUACGCCACUCACGUGGGCCCAUUGCAACACUCCUUCAACGACAGAAGCCCCGUCAACGACACACAUGCUCGUCCUAUCAGCACUUUUGUUGGUUUCAGUGCUGUAUCACAAUCCAGGGAACACGUCGACGAUACCGAGGAGGAUUGGCCGGAGAACGGCCGCGACGACAGCGCUUCGGGGGACGAAUUGGCUCCUGCCGACAUCGAGGAGGACGAAUGGUGGAAUCGGCCGGUCGGGAGUGACGACGAAGUGGAAGAGUGGCGGGCUGUUGGUUCGGACAACGACGGAGGCGCCGAUGCUGAUGGUGACCACGAGGAGGUAGCGGCGCAUGCACCGGAUGCGAAUGCGGAGGCUGGCGACGAGGCGGAUAACGUUGCUGUGGAGGGAGAUCUGAGCAUUUGUCACCAUGGUGCGGAUGCCGUCUUAUUUGACAGUGAAAGCGAGGACGACGACCCGUGGAGCAUAGUGGCAGACGACAAUGUUCCGCUACUGAAGCGGAGGCUGUGCCAUCGCCUACAGUCCAACCCGAAGCGUGCCCGCGUGGUGCUCUCUGACGACGACAGCCCGGGGGAGGAGCGUCGCCCGAUACUUACCGCUACAGAGAAGGGUAAAACCAAGGUCGCGGAAGCCCCUGCUAAGGCCACUGCUCGUCGCCGCACAAGCAACAAGAAGCGAAAAACCGACAGCGACCCUGGAUCCAACAAGGGUGUUGCUAAGAAGAAGGCGAAGAAGACGCCAAAUCCGGACGACAUCGUGGUCAACGAGACGCUGGGCAGCGACGAUGAAUACGCGGAAGCGGCGGGCCCGAUUCCUUCAUUCCCUGAGAAGCCCACGCCGAAAGACUCCACCCUCAAUAAUCCCAACACCCGCCCACCUUCCCCUCGCAGCAAGGACACUUCAAAAAAACGACGCGGAUGGACCAGGCCUCCGCACCCCGUGGUGCUGCAGUGGAUCGCGGAGGCUUGGGAUCAAAUUCCCAAGCAGGUGAUCAUCGACGCGUUCCGCCACUGUGGGAUCUCAAGCAAGCUAGACGGAAGGGAGAACCACCUGGUGAUGUCGCAUCUGCGCGCCAGGAGCACCACCGACGUAUCCGAGGACAUGUGCCUCGGGGGGACCACAGGCGACAACACGCGCCUGCUUGGGCAGGCUCCAGAGGAGGAGGAGGAGGAGGAGGAGGAGGAGGAGGAGGAGGAGGAGGAGGAGGAGCAGGAGGGGAUGCAGGCGGAGGGCGUGAGGGAGGUGGCCGUGGCAACUGGCUUGGAGGUGCUGUACCAGGAGACCCCCGACUACUGCGGAGCGGUGGCCGAGGCUGGCCACAUGAUCGAGCCUAGGGAGACGGCUAGGCAUGCCUGGCGAGUGCCAGAUCUGCGUGUUAGAGAGCCUGCUGUUAGUGCAGGUGAGGAGGCGGUGACUGAGGGGGGCUAG
This is a messenger RNA of Closterium sp. Yama58-4, 2601 nucleotides long. Lineage: Eukaryota; Viridiplantae; Streptophyta; Zygnematophyceae; Desmidiales; Closteriaceae. The record is from the annotation of a GenBank genome assembly.